This is a messenger RNA of Antechinus flavipes (yellow-footed antechinus), 1928 nucleotides long. It is a transcript of the gene C4H6orf120, whose product is annotated as chromosome 4 C6orf120 homolog. The record is from RefSeq and is a predicted model, not a curated record. The coding region runs from base 154 to 711 and encodes 185 amino acids. The transcript has 2 exons. Lineage: Eukaryota; Metazoa; Chordata; Mammalia; Dasyuromorphia; Dasyuridae.
CCACUCUGUGUUGCCUACGUAGAAGGGGAGCCGUGAGCACCCGCGACAUCUUGUGUUCCUGCCGGGCCUGAGCCUCGCUACGAAGUCCCUGCAAACCAGGACGUGUUAUAGAUGACAGAUUAAGUUCCUUUGCUGCUAUACCUUCAGGUAAUUAUGGCAAUACCCUGGAAGAAAGCCCUUCUGAUACUUCUAACAUCCCAAGCAUUGUCCUUAGUGAAUAGCAUUGAGGAGGAAGAAGUACCUGAAGAAUGGAUUCUCCUGCAUGUGGUUCAGGGGCAGAUUGGAGCUGGAAAUUAUAGUUAUUUGAGACUAAAUCAUGAAGGGAAAAUAGUUCUUCAAAUGAAAAGCUUAAAAGGUGAUGCAGAUUUGUAUGUAUCUGAUACCACGCUUCACCCAAGUUUUGAUGAGUAUGAAUUACAGUCUGUAACUUGUGGCCAGGAUGUUGUUUUUGUGCCGGGACACUUCCAGCGCCCUGUGGGAAUAGGUAUCUAUGGACAUCCAUCUCACCUUGAGAGUGAAUUUGAAAUGAAAGUGUAUUAUGAUAGAACGGUUGUAGAAUAUCCGUUUGGUGAAGCAACUUAUGCCACAGAUGGUAAAGCUACAAGCCAAAAGCAGCCUUAUACACCAGAAGAUACAUCUCAAGAUGAAGAAUCUAUUGUUUGGACAAUAAUAAUUGGCAUUUUGAAACUAAUACUUGAGAUUCUUUUUUAAUAUCAUUGGACAGACAUGCACUGGAAUUCAGUACCUGUAACCUGUGAAGUAGAUUGUGAUUUGCUGUGAACACUGCUACUUUUUAGUAAGUUUCAGGAAAUAGGGUUCAGGGUAUCUUUUCUAUGGUGGGUGGAUGGGUGGGUGGUGGAAAAAAAGCCAUAUUUAGUUUUUUAAUCAUAAUUCCCCCAAAAAAUAAGAGUAGCAAGCACAAGAUUUGUAAUUUUCUUUAAAGAAAGAAGAGUUCAUAUAAGUGGAGAAUGUACAAUAAAAAAAUGCUUAAACUUCAUUUAAGUUUGUCAGGUGACUUAUUAAGUAGUCUUAUGUAAAAGUAGUCAUAAGUAGUCUUAUGUAAAACUUAAUUUGAUUGGGAACAUAGAUUUUAUAUAAAAUUUGCAUAAAUUUUGUUAAAAUUUAACUUUCUAAAAUUUUUACACUACUUAAAAUUACAGACUAUUAUAAUGUGUAAACUGAGAUGAUCAGUUUUUAAAUGAAGUAAUCAUGUAUGCCUGUGAAAUAAAUCUCAUUUUACUGCCACAUUGGCUAAGAAAUAAUAAUCCAUAUUUUGCUGCAGUUUUCCAGGCAAUUUACAAAAAGAAGCAGUACCAACAUUAAGUUGGUGGAAUCUAGAAAUACCUCUGAUCCUAGCAUACUCUUCCAGACUCUCAGGAACCAUAGAAUUAGGUAUUAGCUCAGUUGUAGUCAGAGUUGUCACCUGGAAUUACUAUACAGUAACUGAAAAAGUGCUGAGGCUUCAUGGAAUCAAUUUUAAAACUGGGCAAGGCCUGAGAAAGUUUCCUAGCUUAGAGUACCUAAAGGAUUUCUAGUUAUUAAGGUCAAUAUAUACCCCUUAUACCAACUGUGAUAAUUAAAAAUAAUUUCAUUUUCUAUAUCCUUUAAAAAUUGAUCACUGAGAUUUAUCAAUUUAUCCUAAAACUUGUAAUUUCCCUAAAUUUAGGCUACUUUAGAUAUUUGCCUGUGGUACAGGACUACUGUUUGAAUUUAGUUAUAAUGGUAAGUUACCUUAAAACAAUUUCUAACAUAAAAGUUUUUAUGUAACAGAAUUCAGUACAACAAAUUAUGUAAACAGAUUGAAUUACUUAUGCCAACUUUAGUGCUAUAUUGUUGCAUGGAUCCAAAGGAAGUUUUAAACAUUUUCAAAAAUUUAUUAUAAAGCUCAGUAAAUAAAAAUCAUGGAAUAAGGCUUUUGAUUGAAUUUA